AUGAGGGAUAUAACAUUUCAGUCGGGUGAACAGGUUCUUCUGAAGAUGUCAUCCAUAAAGGGUGUGAUGAGAUUCAAUAAGAAGGGCAAGCUUAGUCCUCGCUACAAUAGCCCAUUUGAGAUUUUUGAUUGUGUAGGACCAAAGGCGUAUAGGUUGGCUCUACCGCCUAACCUAUAUGGAGUCCAUUUAAUAUUCCAUGUAUCCAUGUUGAAGAAGUACCAUGAGGAUGGAGAUUAUAUCAUCAAGUGGAACUCAGUCUUAUUGGACAAGGAUCUUCAGUAUGAAGAAGAACCGAUUGCUAUUCUUAAUCGUGGUGUCCGAAAGCUGAGGACCAAAGAUAUUAAGUCGGUGAAAAGGUUUAAUGGAAGCAUCAUCUAA
This is a messenger RNA of Solanum dulcamara, 378 nucleotides long. RefSeq lists its product as uncharacterized. The record is from RefSeq and is a predicted model, not a curated record. The coding region runs from base 1 to 378 and encodes 125 amino acids. NCBI's taxonomy places the organism in Eukaryota, Viridiplantae, Streptophyta, Magnoliopsida, Solanales, Solanaceae. The transcript has a single exon.